UGCUGAGAUGCGGAGAAGCUUGGCCCCAAGCCAGGUUGAGAAGCGGAAAUCUGGCAUUGCCAGUGAAGAAGAUAAUCCAUCAAAAAAGCUGAAUCUUGGCAGCAGAGAAAAUGGGACUGUGCUCUCUCCUAGGACAUCUAGAUCUUCUGAUUUGAGGAAGAAAACCCGGCACAUCAGAGGGCCCGGUUAUGACAAAUCAGACUUUAUUUCUCCAUAUCGAAAGCCCCUUGUGGCAAAUGAGAAUACUCCUGUGAAGGUUUCCCCCCUCAGAUCACCAGAUGCCAUUUCUGCUCAUGUGAGAGAUUUAUUUCCCCUUAACACAGUUGUUGCUUGUUUGGGUUAUUUUCUCAGAGUAGCAUGUAAUUUCCCUGAUUUUCCUUUUCAUCAGGAGGAAUUCAUUAGGGAAAUCCUAUCCAAGCCCUUCAAAAUCCCCAUUGCUGGCUAUGAAGGGUCAAGCUUCAGUAGUCGUUCGCUAGGUGUGAGGAGAAGUGGGCCUCGUGUUCCCUUGCACGAUCCUUUCGAGCCUGGUGCCCUUGUGCUUUAUGAACCUCCUCCUCUAUCUGCUCAGGAAAAAAUCUCAAUUGAUCAGGAGAAACAACUUGUCCAUGUUGUGGUUGACCCCAUGCUGUCCAACAUUCUGAGACCACAUCAAAGAGAGGGUGUGAAGUUUAUGUAUGAUUGUGUGACUGGGAACAGAAUAGAAGGUAGCUUUGGCUGCAUCAUGGCAGACGAGAUGGGCUUGGGGAAGACACUGCAGUGCAUCACGCUCAUGUGGACCCUGCUCCGACAGAGCCCAACUAUGAAACCGACCAUCGAUAAGGGUGUCGUCGUCUGUCCUUCAAGCUUGGUCAAGAACUGGGCCAAUGAGAUCACCAAGUGGCUGAAGGGCCGGGUGAAUCCUUUGGUGAUUGACUCUGGUUCUAAAGCGGACAUUGAGCGAAACCUACAGGGUUUCAUGAAUACAUUUGGUCGACGACCAUGCAAGAGAAGAGUUCUGCUCUCUGGAACUCCCAUCCAGAAUGAUCUCCUGGAGUACUUCAGUCUUAUCCAUUUUGUCAAUGAGGGCAUAUUGGGAACAGCCCAGGAGUUCAAGAAACGGUUCGAACGUCCCAUCCUCCGUGGCAGAGAUGCAGAUGCAACUGAUGAGGACCAGAAGAAGGGGCAAGAGAAGCUGGAGGAAUUAGCUGAUCUGGUCAACCGCUGCAUCAUUCGUAGAACAGCAGCCAUCUUGUCCAAGUACCUCCCGGUGAAGAUCGAGCAGGUGGUGUGCUGUCGCCUGACCUCACUCCAGAGUGACAUCUACAAGGCAUAUGUGAACUCUGAUGCGGUAAAGUCCAAGAUGAAUGGUGAUGGGAAGGUGAGCGCCUCCACGCUGGCUGCCAUCACUGUGUUGAAGAAGCUGGUUGCCCACCCUGAUCUCAUUUAUGACAAGUGCCUGGAGAAGGCAGAGGGAUUAUCAAAAGCCAGGCAACUCUUCCCUGAUAAAUAUGAUCCCAAGAGGCUUCAGUGUGAACUGUCUGGGAAACUUAUGGUCCUUGAUUGUCUCCUUGCUGUGAUCAAGAGCACAAGUGAUGACAAAGUUGUAUUAGUCUCAAACUACACUCAGACCCUGGAUCUUUUCGAACGACUCUGUCGUCUGAGGAACUACGUUCAUGUGCGACUGGAUGGAAGCAUGACAAUAAAAAAAAGGGCAAAGGUGGUUGAGAGAUUCAACAAUCCUGAGAGUCCAGAGUACAUCUUCAUGCUGAGCAGCAAGGCCGGAGGGUGUGGCCUGAACCUCAUUGGAGCCAAUCGACUCAUCAUGUUCGAUCCGGACUGGAAUCCGGCGAACGACGACCAAGCCAUGGCACGGGUCUGGAGAGACGGGCAGCGGAAGCCGUGCUUCAUCUAUCGUCUCCUUGCGACUGGUUCCAUCGAAGAGAAGAUCUUCCAGCGCCAAGCUCACAAGAAGGCUCUGAGCAGCUGCAUCGUCGACCAGGAGGAAGACGUACAGAGGCAUUUCUCCCUGGCGGACCUUCGAGAACUCUUCAAGCUUCACGAAGACACCCUCAGUAAUACGCAUGAUAAGUUCAAGUGCCGACGCUGCGUGAACAACGUCCAAGCAAAGCCUCCGCCCGACGACGCGGACUGCAGCUCGGACCUGAGCCUCUGGCAUCACUGCGCGGACAAGAAGCCCCUCGUGGACCGGUGCCUGAAGGCCGUCUGGUCCACGGGGUUCGUCUCGUUCGUCUUCCACCAGAGGUCGCACGAGCGCGCGCUCACGCCCGAGGAGGUCGAGAGGAUGAAGGCGAGGGAGGAGGAGGGAGGCGAGGGAGAGUCGAGGGAGGAGGAGGAAGAAGGGAUCGAGUAGUGGUUGUUGUUGGC
This is a messenger RNA of Darwinula stevensoni, 2364 nucleotides long. Lineage: Eukaryota; Metazoa; Arthropoda; Ostracoda; Podocopida; Darwinulidae. The record is from the annotation of a GenBank genome assembly.